This is a messenger RNA of Punica granatum (pomegranate), 471 nucleotides long. NCBI's taxonomy places the organism in Eukaryota, Viridiplantae, Streptophyta, Magnoliopsida, Myrtales, Lythraceae. The record is from RefSeq and is a predicted model, not a curated record.
AUGAAGGGACAGGGGCUGCAAGAGGGGACGGUCCGAACCUACUGGGUCCUGCCCGUGCCGUCUAGCCCCUUGGAGGGAUCCCAACCUGCUCACAGAUUGGAUUCGCCCCCAACUGCCCGCUUAUAUGCCAAAGUGCGGUUGAAGCCCAUCAACCACUCCAAGUUCACCGGCAAGUGUGGCAAGGCCCAGUGCAUCGAGUGCCAAAUGGGUCCUGUCCAGAAAUCCAAGGACAAGACCAAGGGGUCACGGAAAUUGGAGCCGAACAAUGCUGUCUCUAGUCAUCGGUUGAUCACUUGGCAGGUUGUCCAUGGCAGAACCGGUUCGAAUUUUGUUGCCCUUUCUGCCUCGGGGCUGCUAGAUCACUUAGCUCAUGAGUCCAAUGACAGUGAUGAGAGCUAUGAUCACGAAUAUGAUGCUUCAGAUGAUGAUGAUGUGUCUGAUGGAGAUCCAUGGACUGGAAAUUCAUGGUGA